ACGGCUGUCGAAGGCCAUGACUGCACCAAUACAACUAAUGCGCGAAUUAUUGAUUGGCACAAUUGGGUACGCUCAAACGGAUUUGAGUUGUCCAGUCAAGUGAUCAACAAAAGGUUAUGCCACAAUUCGAUGUGCCAGUCAAUAAGGUCCGAGAUUGAUAGUGGCCUCGCAGGCUAUGGGUUUCUUGAUUUUUACGGCAUUGAGUGUAUUUUACUCGCCGUUUACUGUGCUUUUGCUCUUCCAGCUUUCGCCAAGCGCGACAAAACAUCAUCCAGCUCGGUCGACAUGCUUCAUGCAUCGCAAUCUAACGGUAAAUCAGGACUCUUUGAUCGCGAUUACGAGGCAAUGGAAGGCACGAAAUAUGACUUGUUUAUGGCCGCAACAUCUCUCUUUGUCGGAAUCCAGGCUAUUGUCAUCUACAGCCAAGUAAGACCCAGCGUCUACGAGUAUAGCUCAUCCUUACAACUCAUCGUCUCAGGCUCAGUUUCUGUACGCUGGCCGCAAUGCUACCACUCAUACUAG
Colletotrichum paranaense is the source of this 522-nucleotide messenger RNA. RefSeq lists its product as uncharacterized. The transcript is spliced from 2 exons. The record is from RefSeq and is a predicted model, not a curated record. NCBI's taxonomy places the organism in Eukaryota, Fungi, Ascomycota, Sordariomycetes, Glomerellales, Glomerellaceae. The annotation marks the transcript as partial.